ACGAAACACGAUCGUAGAAUUAAUAAGUGCAAUAAAUAAAAUGGACGGUUGUAGUGCAUUAAAUUGUAAGAAUAGGAGUGAAGCCGGAUUUCAAACGUUCCCAACGGAAGCAGAAAGAAGAAAGAAGUGGUUAAUAAACUGUCGGCGUGACAAAUGGAUACCUUCCUCGAAUUCAAGAUUAUGCGAGGUUCACUUUGAAAGCUCUCAAUUUGAACAAAAUAGGCAAGAUGGGUUGAAAAAAUUAAAGCCAAAUGCUGUACCGACGUUAUUUGAUGUACCAAAUCCAACAAAAAGAAUUGAAAGUUUAUCAUUGAAUUGGCAGAAUCGUGUAUUUAACAUCGCCGAUUUUGAAACAUGCGCCAGCUGCCAGGAGCCAAUAUGGCGGAUGCAUAUCCCACCUAAUAUAGUAUUUUAAUUAAAGCAGUGCUCACAAAAAUUUGUACAUUUCGAGCCGAUUCCUGCCAUAGACUUAUAAGAUAGACGGAGCAUUCGUACGAGAGAAGCUGAAGACGCGAUAGAAAGAGAAAGAAACAGUCGCGGAGUAGUUCUCUUCUUUUCUAGUAGUGAAUUGAUUGGUCGUCGCGGCAGGUCGGGGAGGAGUCGAGAGCAACGAAGUUAAAUG
Molecule: messenger RNA, 622 nt
Organism: Mycetomoellerius zeteki
Lineage: Eukaryota; Metazoa; Arthropoda; Insecta; Hymenoptera; Formicidae
Product: THAP domain-containing protein 2
Exons: 3
Coding region: 41-415 (124 amino acids)
Molecular function (GO): sequence-specific DNA binding
Source: RefSeq, a predicted model, not a curated record